Molecule: messenger RNA, 1708 nt
Organism: Neltuma alba
Lineage: Eukaryota; Viridiplantae; Streptophyta; Magnoliopsida; Fabales; Fabaceae
Product: cystathionine beta-lyase, chloroplastic
Exons: 12
Coding region: 523-1584 (353 amino acids)
Biological process (GO): transsulfuration
Cellular component (GO): cytoplasm
Molecular function (GO): pyridoxal phosphate binding; carbon-sulfur lyase activity
Source: RefSeq, a predicted model, not a curated record
AGAAGCGUUACAUUAAAGUCCUCAAAUAUUUCCUCUUUUACUUUAGAGAAUCAGAACCCCUGCUCCCCGCCGGCUAGCUCCCUCUGUUUCACUACUCGCCCUCUCUGCUUCACCCACUGCCUUCUGCUUCGUGGUUGCUGCUCGAUUCCGCCGUUGCUCGUCGUGGUUCUGGUUUUCGGUUCUAUUAUUCUGUUCUGGUUUUCGUUCUUCUUCAGGCAUCAUCCCCUGUUAUCCACUGCUGUUGAGAGGGAGAGAAUCAGAGACUUUGCUGGGAUCAGAUGUGUUGUCAAUCUGUGGGAAGCUUUGUAGUUUGCAUGAAUUGAAUAAGAUGGUUCCCUAAGUCAUGGUGUUCUGUGGUGUCUUGUAUGAUUCGAAAUGCUAAGAUGAUGGUGAUGAGCAGAGAUGCUCAGGAAAUUCUUGUUUAGGUAAUCUGGAUGCAUAAAAUUGGGACUACAUACCAAGCCAAAGCUCCACGGCCUUGAAGAGCACAAGAAAAACCUAGCUCUUUCUUGAUCAUCUGUGAUGGCUUCAGCCUCAGUUUUUCUCAAGCCUUUUGUUACUCAAGUGGCUAUUGAUCUCCAAGCUAAGAGCACAACUGCUGGAAAUAUGUGGGAGAGCUUGGGAUUUUACGAGUCAGCAAAUUUGAAGUCAAACCGACUGAUUUGUGCAAAGGGGUUCAGACUGAGUUGUUCACUUGAUAGAGAAAUGGCUGUGGGCGCAUCGGCUUUGGUGGACAGUAUUGCGGAGUGCUCAAAAGAACAGUCCUGUGAGCCUGGUCUUUCUACAGUUUUAAUGAAUUUUGAUAAUGAGUUUGAUCCUUAUGAAGCGGUCAGUACACCAAUUUACCAAACUGCUACUUUUAAGCAGCCUUCUGCAACAGAAAAUGGCCCCUACGAUUAUACUAGAAGUGGAAAUCCUACCCGAGAUGCUUUAGAAAGGUUACUGGCAAAGCUUGACAAAGCAGAUAGAGCCUUUUGCUUCGGUAGUGGAAUGGCUGCUUUGAGUGCCGUUUGUCAACUUUUUAAAUCUGGUGAUGAAAUUGUUGCUGGAGAUGACAUCUAUGGAGGUUCAGAUAGACUACUGUCCCGUGUAAUUCCAAAGUCCGGAGUUGUGGUGAAACGAGUAAAUACAAGUGAUCUAGAGGAGGUAGCCUCUGUUAUUGGACCUUGGACUAAGUUAGUGUGGCUGGAGAGUCCUACCAAUCCUCGGUUACAAAUAUCUGAUAUUCGAAAAAUAGCAGAGAUGGCUCAUGCACAUGGUGCUCUUGUAUUGGUGGACAAUAGUAUAAUGUCUCCUGUAUUAUGCCAACCCUUGGAACUUGGGGCAGAUAUUGUUAUGCAUUCAGCUACCAAAUUUAUUGGUGGACAUAGUUAUCUCAUGGCUGGUGUCAUUGCUGUGAAAGGCGAAAGUUUGGCAAAAGAGAUGUAUUUUUUACAAAAUGCAGUGGGUUCGGGCUUAGCUCCAUUCGAAUGUUGGCUCUGUUUGCAAGGAAUGAAAACAAUGGAGCUGCGAGUUGAGAAGCAACAGGUGCCUUAUGAGACAUUAAGUUACUGGUCGAUACUUUCUAGUCUAAGGAAUGUUUGAAUGUAUUAUUGGAUUAUCUGAAUAUACUACAACUGUUUUCCUUCUAAUUUAUUCACUUUGAGUACAAUCUAUUUGAUAAAUUGAUUAGUUUACCUGGCCACAUUUUCCCUGAUGAUAAGCAAUU